Molecule: messenger RNA, 3029 nt
Organism: Melopsittacus undulatus (budgerigar)
Lineage: Eukaryota; Metazoa; Chordata; Aves; Psittaciformes; Psittaculidae
Source: RefSeq, a predicted model, not a curated record
AUGGAAGAACUUGACACAUUACUUCCAUUGGCCCUGGCAUGCAGAGAUGAUUCUCUCCAGGAAAUUAGAGCAAACUUUGUGGAGGCCUGCAGCAAAGUGGCAACAGCUGUCCUGGGAAAGCUGGAGGAGAAGAGCAAAGACGUCCCCUCCAAAGCUCCCCUGCAAGACUUGUAUGCUGCCCUUUCCACAGCAAUAUAUGUCUCUCAGCAUUUUCAGCGUUAUAGCAAUUUAAUGAGAGAAACAACCAAAAAACCCAUGUCCCUCAUGCCUGUCCAACAAUAUCAGGAAUUCAUCACUGUUCUUCAGUUUCAAGUUACGAGCUACUGCGUCAGAGUUUGUGCUACAAGCAUUUUACAGGAUGCUGAGAGCCACCACUGGGAUGACUACAAAGCUUUUUAUGAGGGGGAAAGAUGCUCAUUCUCUGUCCAGAUGUGGCAUUACUUCUGCUGUGCUCUUCAUCAUGAUCUAUGGACUAUUCUACCCCCCAAGACAGCCCAGGAGAUUCUUACAGAUGUACUAGAGGAAUCUUUGUCUAUGCUUUCCUCCAGAUAUUGUCAGGCCUGCCCCAGUUACAAGAGGACACCACAAAUCAGAAUUGAUAUUGCAGCAAUUUUGAUGUCCACUGAAGGUAUGCUCUGGUCAGUUUGUAGGUCUGUUAAGGAGUUUCUGAAUCCACAUGAAGACAGAGAUCUCAGGAUCUAUAAAAUACAUAGCCACUGCAAUAGUCUGCUGUCUGUGCUGGCUAUUUUAACUUCACCACUGAAGAAUUUGUAUGAGACAUUUCUAGACAAUUCUGAUGAACGUCUUCCUCAAGAUUUUUCAGAAGUCUUUUAUCACCCAUUACACUGGUUAUUUUGUAUACCGGCAUCUUGUUCUUCCUUACUGAAGACUCCUUCAGUGACAGAAAUGGCAGCCCAGGGUCAGCUAAAACUGCUCUUAUCCCAGCCAUACUGCAACUUGAACUUGCUUUUGGAAACAUUGCUACAUCAUGAUUGUCUCUUAGUAAAAAUUUUACUGAGAAGUUCAAGAAAUGAAGUAUUGAAUCGUCAUGAGCAGAGUUCCCUCUUAGAACAGAUAAAUUAUAAAAAGCCUACUCUGGUUGAAACAGUCUUCAGAGUAUUGUCUUACUGCACUUUAUCACCCAAAUCUCUUGGCAUUGCUUUUGAGACCUACAUGGAAAAAGAGCAGUUGUGGAAUUGCUUAUACAAUAUGACAGGUAUUUUAUGUAAUAUUUCCAGUUGUGGUGAGUCGGAGCCAGAAAUUAUCAGAUGCUUGAAGUUGACUUUGAUUAAUUCCGUCAAGGGUAUUGUGAAGCAGAUAAUUUCUUUGAUGCAUUCAUGGGAGGCAACAGAAAACUAUGGAACGUACCAACACAAGCAAAUAGUGCCUGAAAGUUUACUGAAAACGAUUCCAAAAGAAUGGAAUUACACUCCUCGGGAAAUGAAGAGAAAAGAAUCUGGGAAAUGCUUCACAAGGCUUGCAGCUCAGGCAGUAUCUAUUGUAAUCAGCAAGUUACCUACAGUGAUUGCAUGUUUGCCUCCCCCAGUUAAGUACUUCUUUUUUCUGGCUGAGAGAAAAAUGUCACGAAACUUUGCUGAAUUGAAGAAAGCUGGUCUGCUUGUCUGGAACUUGAUUGUAAUUAUAUGUCGAAUAUUUGAGGAUGGAAAUACUGCAGAACUUUUAACAGGUGCAACACUUGACAGAUGGAGCAAAGAAAAACUCAGUUUAAUUCAUGUGUGCUUAGAAAGUAUUAUGGGAAAACAGAAAAGUGGCCCUAAGCAAGUGAUCCAGAAGGUUAUACAAAGCAUUGAACAGCAAAGACCAAACUGGAUUGAAAGCCAGUUGCUGAAGGCAAGAAAAUUGAGCAUGGACUGUGCCUCAGCCACAGUAGGUGCAACGUUAGAAGAAGGAGAUAUUGGGUUCACUGAGCAGAAAAUAAACACGAUGGUCCUGGAUAUCUGCCACAAACCAGGUGGCAGCGAGUACCUGAGGCAGAUUUAUCACAUCAUCCAGCUCAAUGAGGAAUAUUUGAAAGAGCAGCUAUCUUGUGAGAAUUCUUCUGAAGAUGGUGUUACCUCCAGUAAAUGCCUGCCUUUGACACUUAAGGGCAGAGAAGAGCAGCCUGUCUUCAACCCUUUCCAGGUGUACAGAGAAUUUUGUACAAAAGUUUUCAAUCAGUCAACCAUUACUGAAUGGAACUGGGAUUGGUCAAAGUUGCUGCCAAGUUAUUUGGGACUGAAUCAGAUGACCUUCAGGAUGCUGCUGGCACACAGGUGGGAGAUGAAAGAAGGUGCAGAUCUUGAAGAUGAGGAGAAAGUCAUGGUGGAACACUUAAAAAAUGUUUAUUUGACACAAAGCACUCCUACGUCAGAGGAAAAAGAACAAUUAUCUUGACAGGUUUCGGGUAGCACCUUUUUCUGAAUAUACCAUGGUUCAACUUAAUGGCUUAGUUAUAACUGACAGGACUAGAAAGCUCAGAAAUACAUAUGUUGAGUAGAAGUCUUAAACUAAAGAAUGUUCCCCUGUUAUUGUCUAGUUACCCCAUCCAGGCAGCAAUUGUUCACACUUGCAUCAGGUGAGCAACAAUAUAUGAAAAUGUCAAUGUCACAAAACUGGGAGGGGGUAUCUCAAUACCGAGGAGUCAUAAACCUGAAUGACAAACCAAGAAAUGUUUUAGAAGUAUAAAGCUCGCUCUGAAAAUAAUGCAACUUUGGAAAUGUACUGAGCAAACACCCAUGCUAUGUUUCUAUCGACUAUUCUGGAGUCAGUCAGACUGCCGCAGUUAAUGUUGCUCAGGGACAUUUUCUCUCCCUUGGUGCUUGUGUCCUGCUAUUUAAUCAUCCAAAAUAUACGAAAAAGGACGGGUACAGGGUACAGUUCUUUGUGAAUUGCUUUGGGAUGAGUAUGCUUGGCCAUUAUUCCCAAGCAAAAACACAUCACUUUUAUUGCAUUUGAACACCCUAACUUAACAUCCAGUAUAUGUUAUGGCUUAAAAGACAUAUUUUAGAGAAACUUGUUAUCAACUUUUA